Messenger RNA from Pocillopora meandrina, 5034 nucleotides. NCBI's taxonomy places the organism in Eukaryota, Metazoa, Cnidaria, Anthozoa, Scleractinia, Pocilloporidae. The record is from the annotation of a GenBank genome assembly.
GUGGAAACAGACUGGUGACUAAUGUUUUGAAAACCGCUUGUCAGUUGAGCUAUGGGCGCAGAUUGUCGUUUGCCGUCGAAACGACGACGGUAAUCUGUUUGCUGUAUAGGAAUUGCUGUUUUUCAGUGUGAAAAUUUCAUGAAUCUUCACCACCAUGUCAGGUAGUGAGCAAGAAGGUAAAGGGGAGGCCAAGAUGGUUUCGAUUCCCUUGUCAUCCGAUGAUGAGACAUCACUCGGUUAGUAUCUCUACUUGAAAGAAGUUGAGAUUUUUCAAGCUUCGUGUAAAACCUUUCAUCCUUCUUUUUAGAUAUUUUAAAGCAAAGUUCGCUUGCUUUACAAGUAAUGAAAUAUUCGGGAUGUUUACGGGUUUAUCGAGGUCCGUACGUACUGAUGCAGUGAUUGAAAAUGAUCGCAAUCUCGCAAGAAGCCUAAUUAACGUGAAUCUGUUCCCUUCACAUAUUAAGUAAUUUGUCGUCCUCUGAAUUUUUGUAUUAUUGUGUCGUUGUUAUUCAGGGUAAGUCAUUGAUCAAUUGAUGAAAGGCAAAAAAGGGUGGAAAAAAGCUUGAACUAAUUGCGCACAAUAGUCAUCACCUAAAGGAUAUUUGGAUUCAUUUAUACAAAAAAUAUUUUAGAUGUGGGUGCUCUCUCGUGUAUGCUGUAUCAUCAAGGUUAUCUUAAUUACAACUUGUAGUAAAUGUUUUGGAGUUUCAAGGGCAGUUGAGUAUGAUUUACUUCUCUGAAAACUGGGUCAAGAAGACUGAUUCUGAGGCUGAUUAAAGAGAAUCAUUGGAUGGACUUCUCUUUGGCAAGACGUCAUCUUGAGUCUUUCAGUGUUAUUUUUUUCUCUCAGUGGCAUAUAGAGGUGUAACCCAAGAUCUAUUUGUAUAUUCUCCCAUCUAGCUGCCACACAGUUCCUAGCAAAUUAGUUAUGAGAACUGGUUGUAACAUAUAGAUCAAGAUAACAAACUCUGCUUGAUAUAAGUUUGAGUAUUCUCGUUAACUCUUUGCUGGAUAAUGUAUGGAUAUUGUAGGGAGAAGUUACUUCUUAAUCACUAAUAGGAGUUAAAGUGUUAUCAACAAACUAGAGCAGGGAAGACAGGGGAGGUGAUAUCCAAUCAAUUACAAGUGGAGGAGGAUCUCUUAUCCUUUUUCGGCAAAGCAUGAGUGUGUUUUUUAAUUUAUUUACAUAUAAUUGUUGUUUUUUUCUUUCUGUAAAGUGCAUUUUACAAUUUGCCCAUACUAACUAUAUGAGAUUGUGAUCACAUUUAUUUUGUAAGAAUGUGAUAUAAAUUACAGCAUAUUUUCUUUGUAUUUGAUAAUUUUAAUAAUUAUUAUGAAACUGAUUUUUUUUUGUGGUUCGUCUUUGACUAGGGACAAGCAGUCAUUAUCCAAAUCAACCAAGCUACAAUUCUAAGGAAGGAAGAGAAGGUGGUGCCUUACAAGGUAAAAGUCUACCUUGCAGGUUGAACACCUUUGAAAGUUCUAGCUUUGGAAAUUUUGGGAUUUAAUGUCCUCAAACUGAUACUGGUGUUGCCUUAACCCUUUCACUCCCAAGAUCUAAUUGGUAAUUCUCCGUACUAUCUGCCAUACAAUUCUCAUGAUGUUAGUUCAGAGAAUUUGGUAUUGGAUCAACUAAUCAUCCCAUGAUUGACAUUCUUCUCUAUUCUCAUCACUUGCCUGCUUGAUAUUGUAUUGAUAUUGUAAGGAGAAAUUCUGUCUUGGUCACUUGUGGGAGUGAAAGGGUUAAAGUUCUAUCAGUAUUUAAGCUUCCCACUGAAAUUUGUUUGUCUAUUCCAAUCUUCAACCCUUUUCAGUUUAACCCUAAUUACACCCUAACAUCAGUAUUCUAUAUUCUCUAUUGUUAUCUCAUGAUCUUAACAAACGAUUCAGCAGUAUUACUCUUAGGAGAAGUUAGAUACUAGCCACUCUUAACCUUUUAACUCCCAUGAGUGAUCAAGAAUAAUUUCCCCUUACUUUCCACUGUACUAUCAACCAGACAAGUGAUGAGAAAAAAGAAAAAUAUCAAUUUGGCGAUUACUAGUUGAUCCAAUACCAAAUUCUCCAAAUUAACAUCACAAGAACUAUAGGCAGACAGUAAAGAGAAUUACUAAAUUACCAAAGGGUUAAGAAUUCAAUCAGUAAAUGUGACUUUGACAGACUUGUGUAGACAUACCAGUGUUUAGUAAUUUUUUUUCCCUUUUCUAAAUUGUAUGUAGUCAUCUAGACAGCAUUAUUUCAAUUCUCAUUCUAGAUGAUGUAACAGAGGAUGAAGAAAAUGAAGCAGAUGAGAAAAAGCGCCUUAUUAGUCAAGUACUUGAGCUUCAAAACACUCUUGAUGGUGAGUUUGAGUGCCAUGCAUACACAAAAAGUUUUUGUUGAGUCUUUCAAAUAAGGGACAUGCAAACUUCCACGAGGAGGAAAGAUCAGUUGGUCCUGUUAAGAGCCUUAGUGGGGUCCUUUAUAUCACUGUGGAAGAGGCAUGGUCCCACAUAAAUCAAAGGUGUUUAUUCAGCAUUCAAUUAAACUACUCUUUAAUACAGAUGAAGAAGAAGUAAAUUCCUAAGGAGCAAAAGAAAAGGACUUUUACAAAACUAUACUAACAUAUAAUAUAGGAAAAAUAAAUGCAAAGAUGCCAUGAGAUGAAAAAUUACCAAAUGCUGAGGGAAUAUAUUAGACAUGAACCACUUAUAGGAAAAAGUUUUACAAGGACACAAAUUAAAGUAAAUUAGUCAUUUAAAGUGUGGAAAUAAUUACUUGGAAAUGAUACAUGUAAAAACCAAAAGAAUUAGUGUUCAGCAAUAUAAGACCUAACUGCGAGAAAUUUAAAAAAAAUUACACAUUUGCCACAAAUUUUGCCCAAAUGCCCCUCUUCUUCCAGGAAUAUAUUAAAUAAAUUUGUACUUACAUGUUUGGAAGAACAGGGAACUUCUUUUAAGGUGAUGGGGAAUUAUAUUGGAAGUGGUCUUACUAACUAUAGUACUCAAGAAAUCCAAGGUUCAGAGGACUUUUUGUAUUGUCAUGGUUUUUUAAUUAUUGUUACCCAUGACAUCCUUUUAUUUUUCUAAUAUUUUUUUUCUUUUUGUUUCUCUGUUUCAAAAUAUGUGUAGGCUUUCCAUUCAUGACAAAAUAAAUAGUAAGAAUUGUUUGGGUUGACCGAAAUUAUGUAUGAUUUCUUGUGAAAAAUAUAAAGCACAAAUACCCUGAAAUAUUAUUUUGGCAAUGGAGAUUGAAGUUGGGUAAGGGUAAUUGUCACUGCCGCAAUAAUCCCAGGCUAGAGGGGAAGAUUCUGUUCUGUUCAGUUUCACAAGGUAGCUUUAGAUUGAAGUGACACGAUGCUUCUAGUUUUGGCUCGGUCAACAAGUUUUUUAAUAAUAAGUGAUUUGACUCAAAUAAACUUUAGAAGGUCAGUUCAAGAGAGAGUUUUGUCUAAUGACUUGCUAGCCAAAGGUUUUUGUGAUUAUUUGAAAAUGAUAUGGAAUUUUUGCAUUUCUUUUGGAAUUUUUUUCCAGAUUUAUCCCAGAGAGUAGAUGCUGUAAAGGAUGAAAACCUGAAGCUUAAAUCAGAAAACCAGGUAUGAGGCAAAUUGAUCUGUCAAAUAUCUAGAAAAGUAUGAUUCUGAAUUUGUUUUAUUUUUAUUGGACUUUUUAAAAUCUGUUUGUUUGCUUCUCAUCUCUAUUGUUGUUUUUGAAUCAUAAGGCAUUAUUCAUAAAGUCUUGUAACUACUUUCAGAGUGGCUGCCUAUGUAGGUUCUAUGAUGAUCCAUUUAAGAAAAGUCCUCUUUUCACCAUACAAACGUGUGUGACAUCAAGAGAACUUCUUAAUACUGACAAAAAAUAUAUUUGAUUAAUAUAUAAUAUGAAUUAUAAUCUGAAGAUUUGUGUUAAAUCAAAUUGUCACACAUCAUUUUUGUUUAUCAAACAAUUAAAUGUGUUUUGAUAGGGUUCUUGCAAGAUAUAUCUAAAAUCCUUCUCUGUUUUUUUUGUAUUUUCAAGGCCUUUCAAUCUAUUGACACAUGCAAGUCAGAAAAAAUUUAGUUCUGUUACAUGUUAUAUCUCAACAAUAUUUAAUAGGUACUUGGACAGUACAUUGAAAAUUUAAUGUCAGCCUCAAGUGUUUUUCAGCCGGCUAACCCUGACAGCAAGAAAAGGUAUUUUACAAGUGCAUUUUGUGUUUAUUCUAUCAAUAGAGAAGACCAGGAAUAUGAUUUAGCAAAUGAAUUGCUAGAAGAGACAGUUAAAGAGAUUAUUUUGAUAUGGCACACUUUUCUGGUGAAAGGUAUUUAAAAAAAUGAACUGAUUAAAGCUACAGUGUUGAAGUGAGGACAAUUUUGAACAGAAAUCAGUUAAAAAAAUUGAGAUAAGGUUUAGGUCUUAAACUGCAAGACCAGUUUCAUUUUAGUCAUAAAUAUGAAAUUAAAUGCAGAAAGAGAAAUGGAAUGCUGUCAAUUUGAUAUUAGGUUAAAUAAUAAACGUAUGGGAUUAUGUACAUGGAAAACAGUGAUCACUUGGUACAUUUAUAACAUAUUUAAUAAGUGUAUUUCUAUGCCAUUGUGAAGGCAAGUGUCUGUAAAAAUUUUUUGAAUUUAUUAGCAAGAAUUAAUGUAACCUUUUCUCCUUAGGCCGAACCCUUCCAAACCAGGGGUGAAGAAAGGAGACAAGACGAUAUAUUAAUGUUAACAAUUAAAGGAAGAAUUUCUUCGUGUUUAUCUGAUAUAUCAUUACCUAACUGCUAUGUUGUGAGCAUUUUUUUUCCUUGCCAUGGAUCCAAGACUCUAUGAGACUGAAGAAAUGAGACUUAAGCAUUUAACAGAGAUAGUAUUUAUAUAUGUUAUAGUAGUAUAAUUUGUCAACAAUAAUAAUUUUUUGUUGACUUAUUUCACCUUUGUUUGAGGACAGGGAGUCAUGGCAACAUUAAAAUGCAAAAUCAUUCCGCGAAUGAAGCUAUCUGGGCUAUAUUUUGUGUAUUUAGUACCUUAAUAUCAAUUGUUGUAUUAGAAGGGAUUGUUUCUUUUAUUUGUUUCUUUAAACACCAGUG